AGCGGUUCGUCCGAGUUCACACAACCCGACCGGGCCGACUCAACCGGGUUGAGCGGAUUCGAAACAUUCCAAUAAACCAAAUUGCAUAAACCUAUUUCACGUCCGUUUUCCUGGUGAUUCUCCUUCUCAUCUUCGCCUCCAAAUCAAUCAUAAUCACACAAUUUUCCUUGUUUCGUAAAUCCUAACCCUCAAAAAUUUCAAGAAAAUAUAUCUUGGGGUUUGAUUAAUUUUUCUAUUUAUUAACGUAAUCACACAAUUAUUGUUGGUAAAUCUUGAUUUUGUUCAUCUUGGAGUUUGGUUGUUCCACUCUGCAAGCUGGCUAUGGAUUACGAACCGUAUGAUAGCAGUGGAACAGAUGAUGAUCUCCCCCCACCACAUCAAAAUAGGAUUCCGAGAGGUGGUGGCCGCAUGAAUGGAAAUGGGAGAUCUGCUGUCAUGGCUUCUGUACCCUACCAAAGGAUUUAUGGCGAAACUGACAUGGAGGCCCAAAUUCACCAGCUUGAGCAAGAAGCAUACAGUUCGGUUCUAAGAGCCUUUAAAGCUCAAGCUGAUGCCAUUUCUUGGGAGAAAGAAAGUUUGAUAACGGAGUUAAGGAAAGAGUUAAGAUUGUCCAAUGAAGAACAUAGAGAACUUCUUGGUAGAGUUAAUGCUGACGAUGUCAUCCGAAGAAUAAGGGAGUGGAGGCAAUCAGGAGCUCAUCAACCUAGUAUGCUUGGCACUGGUCAAGCUAUUCAUGACCCAUUACCCAGUCCUUCUGUCUCAGCUUCACGGAAGAAACAGAAGAUAGCUCCAUCUUUACCACCACAGUCCUUUGCUGGACCAUCUCCUGCUUUUCACCCUCCUGCUCUGGCUGCUGCAAAUCAGCCAUCUUCAUCUGCUGCCAAGAGAGGGCCCAUGAUGGGGCCUAAGGGCAAAAAAAGUAAAUCUGGCCAGAUGAUGCCUAGUGCAUCUUCAAUGAAAAUGCAGUACCCGCCCUCCGGUCCAUUUGGAAGAGGCCAACUCGAUAAUCGGGUUUCUGAAUCUGCUAAAGCAUUAUCAGUUGAUUCAUUGAUUGGAAGGAAAGUAAGAACUAGAUGGCCUGAUGACAAUAAUUUUUAUGAGGCAGUCAUUACUGACUAUAACAAAGCUGAGGGGAGACAUGCUCUUGUUUAUGACAUGAGUACUGCAAAUGAGACUUGGGAAUGGGUCAAUCUUUCAGAGAUUUCUCCAGAAGAUAUUCAGUGGGAGGGAGAAGAUCCAGGAAUUUCUCGUCAUGGAAAUUAUGGUGGAUCAGGCCGUGGUGUGAAUAGGCCUGUAGGGCGUGAUAGUGGUCCAGGUGUAGGGAGGGGAAGGGGGUUGGCUAAACCUCAGUCCAGAAAAGGCUUUCCACCAUCACAGAAUGGAGGAAAGAAGGGAUCUGAUGAUAUCCAGUUACUUAACACAGAAACACUGAUUAAAGAGGUGGAGAGGGUCUUUGGCGCUAGUCAUCCAAAUCCUACGGAGGUCGAGAAGGCAAAGAAAGUGCUAAAGGAGCAUGAGGAAGCACUUCUGGAGGCCAUCUCAAGGCUCGGAGAGGUCUCUGAUGGCGAGAGUGGAUUAUUUCAAUUUGAGGUCAAGUUCAAUUUAUCUCCCGAAGCGCAAUAUUUACAUCCCGUAUUUAAAGACGAGGCAUUUUUGGAAAAAUUAUCUUUCAAGGCAGUAAAUGAAAAAAGAAGGCAUGAACAUUUCAUGCAAGUAACGAACCGGGAAUGACAGGGAUACCAUGAUGGUAACUGUGUGGUACAUAUAAGCAAGCUGUAGCACGAGCCACUGAAAUAACAACGAAAUGGAGCAAAGGUGAUUCAUGUAUUAUUUUAGAUGGUGGUUUGCCCCCUGUUAUGAAACAACAGAAUGAUUUUAGGUCAGUUGUAUAAUGUCAUGUUCAAGGAAAGCUUUUGCUGACAUUAUGUUAUUGUAGUCUAGUUUUUGUCUGCAUAGGCCUGUCCGUAGUUGGAUUAUUGUUUCAUCUAGUGGCAGUUUAGUGUUCUUGUAAAAUUAAACCGUAGCAAUUUAACGUGUGAUCAUGUAAAAAAAGAAGGUUCUCUGUUGAUGCAUUGGUGCUGUAACUGUGAAAUUGAACAGCUUAAUUAAUUAUUCUUGAGUUGUUCUUUUGA
Capsicum annuum is the source of this 2132-nucleotide messenger RNA. RefSeq names its product protein EMSY-LIKE 3. NCBI's taxonomy places the organism in Eukaryota, Viridiplantae, Streptophyta, Magnoliopsida, Solanales, Solanaceae. Bases 322 to 1731 code for a protein of 469 amino acids. Gene Ontology annotation, biological process: defense response to fungus. Gene Ontology annotation, cellular component: nucleus. The transcript is spliced from 11 exons. The record is from RefSeq and is a predicted model, not a curated record.